Molecule: messenger RNA, 4170 nt
Organism: Salvelinus sp. IW2-2015
Lineage: Eukaryota; Metazoa; Chordata; Actinopteri; Salmoniformes; Salmonidae
Product: hepatic leukemia factor
Biological process (GO): regulation of transcription by RNA polymerase II
Cellular component (GO): nucleus
Molecular function (GO): DNA-binding transcription factor activity, RNA polymerase II-specific; RNA polymerase II cis-regulatory region sequence-specific DNA binding
Source: RefSeq, a predicted model, not a curated record
AUGUACAUCGGUGUCCACAAAUGGAUUGUGAACCAUCUUGAGCUUCACAUCCAGUUGAUUCUCUGCCUUCUCGAACUAGCGUCGUUCGACGAAAACCGUAAUUGUUAUUUUCUGCGCGGAUAUCAAUUUCUCGGUCGGAACUCCAGGUUGGGUCAAGCAUUGACGUUUGGUGUUUGUUUAACAUAUUUUCAAACGUGGGUCUUCUUUUGGAAUAACAGCAAUUGUACGCUAUACUAUCGUCCUCCAGACCAAUGGAGAAAAUGGCCAGACCUGUUCCUAUAAACUCAUCUUUCCAACCUCCAACUAAUGGCGUACUGAAAUCCCUGUUGGAGAAUCCAAUGAAGCUGCCAUUUCAUCAUGAAGAAGGUUUUGGAAAAGAGAAGAAUGAGAAAGAGAAAAAGUUGGAUGAGGAAGGCGGUGCCAAUACUCCACAGUCGGCCUUCCUGGGGCCAACCCUGUGGGACAAGACCUUGCCAUAUGAUGGGGACAACUUUCAGCUGGAGUACAUGGACCUGGAAGAGUUUCUGUCAGAGAAUGGCAUCCCCGCAAACUCAGCUCAGAAUAACCAAAACCAMCCACAGCAGUCCCGGCAGCCCACUAUCCAGCAGGUUUCCCCUGCACCCCCCAUACCCUCUGUGGUCGACCUCAGCAGCCACGCCACUACCUCCGUUCAUACAMCCAUGGUCUCCCAGAACUGUCUCCAGAGCCCCCCAGCCAGAGCAGUGCUGCCCUCAGCUGCCAGGAACACCCCCAGCCCCAUCGAUCCAGAGUCUAUUCAAGUUCCAGUGGGCUACGAGCCCGAUCCUGCAGACCUGGCUCUGUCUAGCGUGCCCGGACAGGAGAUGUUUGACCCCCGAAAACGCAAGUUCGCCCCAGAGGAGCUCAAACCACAGCCCAUGAUCAAAAAGGCACGCAAGAUCUUCAUCCCUGAAGAUCUCAAGGAUGACAAGUACUGGGCCAGACGCAGAAAGAACAACGUAGCAGCCAAAAGAUCACGGGAUGCCAGGCGACUGAAGGAGAACCAAAUUGCCAUCCGGGCUAGCUUCCUAGAGAAGGAGAACGGUGCGCUUCGCUCAGAGGUGGCCGACUUGAGGAAGGAACUGGGUCGCACCAAGAACAUUGUGGCCAAAUACGAGGCUCGGCAUGGGCCCCUGUGAACCUCCCCAAACCAACGUCCACGCCACACCCUUCCCCCUCACCCAAGAGUUUGAAGGACAAUGUGCCUCCCUUUUGGUGGCACUGGCCCCCCACACACCAGCCCCUCACCCCUGUACAUGAUAAUCCUAUAUGAUUCUAUCAUUUGGAAUUUGAAUUCUGUCACUGGCAUCCGUUUGUUUGUUCCUUCUGUUUUCUCACUCACCCUUCAUGUACACACAUGUACAUGGGGUAUGAGUAUGUAUGUAUGUAUGUACAAUAUGCACACACACUUUCCUCUUUCAAGUACUACAAGGCACUUUGAGUGUUAAUGAGCCAACAACCUACUCUCCGGAUCCCUACCCUGUCCCCUCCUUCCAUUGUUCAUUUUGUAAAUGAUGCCAUGGUGUUUGUUUUCCCCCUUUCUCACCUGUUUUAUACAUGUGAUCAGGACUGAGAACUGUUGUAAUGUAUCUCCCUCCCCAUCCUUAUGUUCUUCUAGUGCUGUUUUCAGAGGGAUUAUCCUCCUACCUAAGACCCUGUUCCUGUCUGUUAUGUCCUGUACCUUUCUGUAGCAUCCUUUCUCGAACGGUUUGUACUGCGCGUACAUUCAUAUUGCAAUUUUUUUAUGUUAUUGUACUUCCGUUAAUAUUAUACAUUUUCGUGUCCAUUGUUGUUCUAUUGCAGCGCUGUAAAAUCAGUUCAUCACAUCAGGACUAUAAGCUACUCUUGUGAUUUUUAAUAUUUUCUUGUUAGCACUUAACCUCCCUCUCAAACCUCAGUAUAGCUGUACAGUUGAAAAGAAAAACCAGCGAUUCUUUUCUAUCACACAUUGAGCAAUAAUCUUUUCCAAAUCUAUAUUAAUUCAUGCUACCAAGUUUUUCCUCCCACACCGAUUCCCCAAUCAGAGCACCUCUUGGUCUCCAGUAGAACCCACAAGCCUCUUGUCUCGCGUUGCGCGGCGCGGUCAUUUUCUGUUGGGAGUUGCGCUAGCUAGCAUGGUGAUGGUGAACAGAUUUCCCACCCUGUGCUCAGUGGUCUCUCUGCUGCAGCCUGUUCCAAAACCACAACUCAGCUAACCCUCUCUGCACUAAUCUUCUAACGCGUGUCACAAUCUGCCCUGGUGCAAUGUUCCUCAGUCUAAUCUGUCUGAUAUUUAUGUAUCUUUUCUGUUAAGGACAGAUGAAUUUUUUGGAAUAUUCAAUUUGUUAAUUGAUAUUAUUAUGACUUCUAUUUGUGUCGUUGAUAAUGUUAUUCUUCUUAUUAUCAUCUCAUUGUUUUUAUUUUAAUAUUUCCGCAUGAUUUCUCAGAACACAAACCUCAAACUAAUCGCAAAGUGGUUUAAUUAUUUCCUUUUUAUUUAGCAUGAUUAACAAGAGUGGUUCUUUUAAUAAUCAAUAGAGAUAUCUGUAUUUUUGUAGCUAUGUGUUUGCCUUCUUCUGUAAGAUGGCUGUAUGAAUGUAAAAGAUGUUGGAAAAAAAGUUGGAUGGUGUUGUCCAGUACUGUGGUUAUCCCAAACAAUUAGUUUACUACAAACCAAAAUAUUCAGUACAGAGAUGAUAUAUUGGUUAWAAGAGAUGUUUAUAUAAAGCUAUUCUAUAUGGGUUUUUUUGUACAGUAUUUUUCCUAUACAUUACUGGCUAUGUAUUUUAAAGGCACAGAAUCCAGAAUAGUAUUAUUUAUUAAAGAAUACAAAUACAUUACUCAAAGAACCAAUAUAGUAGUGUUUUGAUAUCUUAACCAUAAUAAUGUGGUAGUUUUACAGCGAUUCAUCCAAAUCCAGCAGCAGUAACAGAUACUUUUGGGCAUUAUUGGAAGACACUCCUGUAUCCUGGUUAUAUACUAUAGAUUUAGCCGUUAGUAACCUUUAGUUCCUUGUGUCAUGGAAUCGUAGUGCUUUAAGCUCGAGUCUCCCCAACGUUAACAUGAAAUAAAGUUGUGAGUAUGGAGGAUGGAAUGUAUGGAAUGAUCUUUAAUUGGUUUCUGUAGAGACCCGCUAUUGUAAAGGAGAUGCCAACACUUGCUUGCUAUUGAUUGUCCUCGAUGUCACCACUAGGUGUCUCAAGAAGACUCCUGUUAUGGGUUCCUUCACUCAGAUGACCAAAAUAUGUCGCAGGAGUCCUUUGAUGGUAAAACUGAAAAGGUUUACCUUUAGUCAUAUUCUGAUAUAUACUAAUAUUUGGAGCCAUCUCUAUGUUCACUAGUUAGAAUGAUGUUACAAUGAAGGGGGAGGGCAAUUUCAGGUUACUGUAGCUGCUGUUUGUCUGCUUGUUAGACCUUGCAGUUCUAGUAAGCCCCACUGCCUGAGUGAUAUUACUCUCAAMGACACUGCAUAGCUUACUGAYGUCUCUAUUUCUGCUAUAAUACUUCAUUAAAUUCACAAUUGACCAAAUACAGUGUAGUGUUCCUUACCUGUUGKAGAUCAUGGUCCAGCCAAGGUGAGAGUAGAGAUMAUAUGUUUUGGCUGUAGAGAAAUGGCUGYAGGMGGUUUUCCUUAUUCACAUUUCUWUAGCCCAUCCGUACAGAUAUGGGUUUUGUUAGRUGUGUGUGUCCAUGUACUUUAACAUYCUAUUCUGUACCAUGGACGUACCAUAUGAAAGAAUAGGAUAAAGCCAUUACCAGUCCACACAUUGCCCACAUACCUCCCUGUAGAGUGACUUCACUACCUCACCCAUGAAUGGAAAAAAGUAACCAUAAUUCUGAGUCUAUUCCAGUGCCUUGAAUACACUGACUGUUCCUCAGUCUCUCAGCGAUGUAAUGUCAUUAUCACCACUUGAAUAGGUUCAGAUCUAAUGCAGCAAAUAUUCUAUAUAUUUACAAUUGUCUUUUUACUUAUUUAAAACACUACAAUUAACUAAUUACCAUUGUAUUAAUGGCAACACCAAUGGACUGUUUCACAGAGGGUACAAUAGAUACACAAUGAAAGGAGUAUUCUGUCUUGUUUAUCAUGGAAUMAAUGCAUAACAUAUGAUAUUCAGUCCUUGGCCUCCCUUUCUGUAAUUCGUAGUGUCUAAUAAAGGAUUUUCUGUUUCUUUU